AAAGGUAGAUGGUGAGGGAGAAAGUGAGCGAGAAGAAGAAGGAGAAGGUGAGUCAGAAUCUCUAUGGGGAAAGCCUAAUGAAGUCUGAAGUGCCUUUACAACAAACGACUUCUUAGCACGAGUAUUCUCAGAAGGAGGAGAGCUCAUGAGUAAUUAUAAAACAGCACGCCGAAUUGACCGAUAUUAGCUAUUGUGGCUACGUUAUCGGAUGAAAAGACGAACUGUAUACUCGUGAAUAAUUCCCCAAACGCGUUUACCACACGACCAUCCGAUUCCCUAUAAACCUAAGCACUUAAUACACUGAGUAAGGCUUGCUCGUAGCACACAAAUGGGGGACAUGGAAAAAGGAAAAAUGACCCUUAUGUACUUACGCGGUACUGUGGACUGCUGACGAACUUGAGCGGAGGCAGUACGUGAGUUCAAACACCGCUGUCACCAGCUAUAAUGGUCUCUCCUUCAGUUAUAAAGAGUCCCACUAUAUUGAAUGACAGGGUCAGAGAAACACACAAUCUUCGUUGUUUCAGUUUAUUGAAGAUGUUCUUGGUGGAGUUGGUAGCAAGGCAGGUAUCUUGUCGGUCAGCUUCCACGGGUUUAUCGGGAUGGUCGGGGCGAGCUAGGGCGUUGGUCCUGACCCUUAGAAUGGCGAAGGUAGUAGUGAGAGCGAGUUAUGGUAGGUCGCUCUCAGGUCAGUUUGGUCUUGUGACCCCUGGCGACCUUGAAGGCGACCUCGAGCCGGACAGAGUAGUCCUAUAUUUAGAACAGGC
Messenger RNA from Penaeus vannamei (Pacific white shrimp), 764 nucleotides. The record is from RefSeq and is a predicted model, not a curated record. NCBI's taxonomy places the organism in Eukaryota, Metazoa, Arthropoda, Malacostraca, Decapoda, Penaeidae.